Molecule: messenger RNA, 2574 nt
Organism: Parastagonospora nodorum SN15
Lineage: Eukaryota; Fungi; Ascomycota; Dothideomycetes; Pleosporales; Phaeosphaeriaceae
Exons: 2
Coding region: 1-2574 (857 amino acids)
Biological process (GO): tRNA methylation
Cellular component (GO): cytoplasm; nucleus
Molecular function (GO): tRNA binding; tRNA (cytidine-N5)-methyltransferase activity
Source: RefSeq, a predicted model, not a curated record
AUGGCAAGAGGUGGUCGCGGUGGCGGUCGCGGUAAGCCGUUUCGCGGUAAAGGCAGAGGUCGCGGCGGCGGCGGUGGCGGUGGUGGUAGAGAUACCAGAACCGAGCCGUGGUCAGACAUCCCGCGCAAGAAUGAGCUCUUCGAGAGCUACUACCGCAUGGGCGGCUUCAUGGAGGAGGCCGAGUUUGAGGAAAUGUGGAAGGCCUUGCAGACCGAUCUGCCCAACAGCUUCCGCUUCACUGGUACCAAGUCCGAUGCCCUCGCCGUUCGCGAAAUCUUCAAGCAGCGUUAUGUCCCAGCGAUUGCAGCAAAGAAGUUCGAGGGCAAGCCAGUGCCACCCCCAGAGCCAGUCAAUGCCUUCCCCGACGAGCUUGUUUGGCAUAUGAAGACACACAAGAAGGUCAUUCGACGACAUGCGCCCUUUGCCGACUUCCAGAAGUUCCUCGUCGCAGAAGCUGCGUCCGGUAAUAUUAGCAGACAGGAAGUCGUUAGCAUGAUUCCGCCGCAUUUCCUCGACGUCAAGCCAGGAAUGGUAGUCCUUGACAUGUGUGCGGCACCUGGAAGCAAGUCUGCGCAGCUGGCUGAAAUGAUUCACGGCGACGAGGAGGACAGAGUCAGGAGAGCUGCAAACGGCGAACCUACCGGCAGUGGCGAGGACGGCGACUACAGUGAUGAUGGCCGCUCGACAGGCCUGCUCAUUGCGAACGACACCGACUACAAGCGCGCCGGCAUGUUGGUCCACCAGGUCAAGCGACUUAACUUCCCAAACCUGAUCGUCACCCAACACGACGCCUCGAUAUUCCCUUCCAUCGAGCUACCAAGCUCAGGCCAGAAGAAGAACUACCUCAAGUACGACCGCAUUCUUGCCGACGUUCCGUGCGCUGGCGAUGGCACUGCACGUAAGAAUCCCAACGUUUGGCAAAAGUGGACACCCAAGGACGGUCUCGGUCUGCACAACCUCCAGCUCCGCAUCCUCUUCCGAGGCCUGCAGAUGCUGAAGAAGGGUGGCCGCAUGGUCUACUCGACAUGCAGCAUGAACCCCGUCGAGAAUGAGGCUGUAGUUGCAGCAGCUAUCGAGGCUUGUGGAGGAAAUUCAAAGGUUCAGCUUUUGGACUGCGCAGAUCUUCUGCCCAAUCUGAAGCGUCGCCCGGGUCUUAACGUUUGGAAGGUUCUCGAUACAUCUCAGGUCUCUGUAGGAGCAGAGAAGACGGCGCAUUUGUUCACUAGCUGGGAGGCUUUCGAGAAGGCAAAGGCCAAGUAUGCGGCAGAGGAGCCUGAGCGCUCAUUCUCCACCAAGAUCACCCCGGGAUGCUUCCCGCCUAUUCCCAAGUCACCCGAGGAGCGCAUACCUCUCCAACGCUGCAUACGUGUAUAUCCUCACUUGCAAGACACGGGCGGUUUCUUCAUCGCAGUCAUUGAGAAGCUCGACGAUAUCAAGGUCACACAGGUGCAAAAUCCAGAGAAUGCUGCGAAGUCGCAGAGAUCCAAGGACAAUGCCACAAAGACAACAGACGCCUCGGUCCCAACACCAGAAGAGAACGUUAUUGAGGUCGAUGCGACAAAAGGCGAGACCGAAGCUGAUGAAGAGAAUGGUGCCAACCUAAAGCGUAAGUUGGAUGAUACUGAAGAGACAGCCGCCCAGAAGAAGGUCAGGACCGAUGAAGAUACACUUGCUGAGUCCCUAGAAAAUGGAUCAGCUGCUGAGACAGACGCAAAGCCUGCUGCGAAUGGAUCAACCGACUCUGCAGUCGUCAAAGAAGCCAAGCUUAAGCCCGAGAACCAGAGCCAGAACAAGGAGUACUUCGAGUACCUCCCAUCAGACGACGCAACCAUCGCAUCGAUCAUGGAUUUCUUCGGUAUUCACGAACGUUUCCCUCGCGAUCGCUUCAUGGUCAAGAACAAGGAAGGUCUUUCGCUUAACAAGAUAUACUACACUUCAGAACUGGCGAAACACAUCUUACAACAGAACAAGGGACGAGGCAUGAAGUUCAUUCACUGCGGUGUUGUCAUGUUUGUUGCGCAUAAGAUAAAGGACAAGGACUACACCCACGCACCUUGGCGACUCCAGAGCGAGGGCAUCCGCAUCAUUGAGCCAUGGGCAUCGAAGCGUAUCGUGAACUGCACCUCAAAGCACACGUUGCAUCAGCUCAUUGUCGAAAUGUUCCCCAAGCUACCCCGCGAGGGCGAACACGGUCUUGGCGAGGUUGGCGAUCAGCUCCAAGCAAUGGACAUCGGCUGCUGUUUCGUCCGCGUCGAGAAAGACGAUGCGCAGGAAAUUCCGUUCCGCAUGGUCUUGCCACUCUGGAGGCAUCCUGGCAGUGCCAACCUUAUGGUCGACAAGGACGACCGCAAGGCCAUGCUCUUGAGGCUGUUCAACGAGAAGGACACUGAGAUCAUCAACCACGUUGCCGACAAAGCCAAGGCUGAGCAGCAAAAGCAAGACGAUGCGGCUGCUGCCGAGGCCAAGGAAGAGGCCGGUGUGAGUGAUGGCGAAGGAGUCAACGAGGAGGACAUUGCGAAGGAAGAGGGAGGCGCUGCAGCUGUCGAUGACAUGGAGGUCGACACAGGAGCAUGA